AUGAAAAACAAAACAAAACAACAGCACUGGGAAUACAACAAUAUCCUAUAUAUCCAGACGGAAUUUUGCGAAGAAGGGAGCCUAGACUUGUUCCUGUCACAGGUGGGACUUAAGGCCAGGCUUGAUGAUUUUAGAAUUUGGAAAAUACUGCUUGAGUUGUCGUUGGGCCUCAAACACGUCCAUGAUUCUGGGUUCAUCCACCUGGAUUUGAAGCCGGCGAAUGUUUUGAUAACCUUUGAAGGUGUCCUCAAGAUCGCGGAUUUUGGAAUGGCAAGCCGUUGGCCUGCUGCUGCUGGUAUUGAGGGCGAAGGGGAUCGUGAAUAUAUCGGCCCUGAAGUCCUUAUGGGAUGUUAUGACAAGCCUGCUGAUAUAUUUGCCUUGGGAUUGAUCAUGUUUGAAAUAGCAGGGAACGUGGAGCUGCCCGACAACGGCGUAUCAUGGCAAAAGCUUCGCAACGGCGACAUGAGUGAUGUUCCUAGUUUAACGUGGAGCCUAGAAACUAGCAAAAUACUCCGCGAUGCCUCUGGAAACCCACUCCCCGACAACAAUUGCACCUUUGAGCAGCUGUGUGCAUCCGACUCUGACGAACAACAACACUUUACCGACUCGCACUCUGUCAUUGGACAAAACAGCAUCAAUGGCAAUGACCUUAGCCCAUUUGGUUCCUGUGGAAAGCAACCCUUCUCAUACGUUCGACGCGGAGAGCUCGCUGAGCCUCCAGAUUUUAUGGUCGACGCCACGAAUGAACAGGCGCUAGACACCAUCGUUCGAUGGAUGAUAUCGCCCGAUCCGGCCGAUCGGCCCAUUGCAGACCAAAUUAUCCAAACGUUCGGUGUACAAUGGGCUGAACGGCGGCGCCGAGCUGGAGCUACCAUCUAUGAAGGGAACUGGGGUCCUGCGGAUGAAGUUCUGGCGGAAGAUGCGGAGAUGAUUGACGUUUGA
Molecule: messenger RNA, 942 nt
Organism: Histoplasma mississippiense
Lineage: Eukaryota; Fungi; Ascomycota; Eurotiomycetes; Onygenales; Ajellomycetaceae
Exons: 3
Coding region: 1-942 (313 amino acids)
Biological process (GO): protein phosphorylation
Molecular function (GO): ATP binding; protein kinase activity
Source: RefSeq, a predicted model, not a curated record